This is a messenger RNA of Oldenlandia corymbosa var. corymbosa, 411 nucleotides long. The record is from the annotation of a GenBank genome assembly. Lineage: Eukaryota; Viridiplantae; Streptophyta; Magnoliopsida; Gentianales; Rubiaceae.
AUGAGAAAGUUCAUAACAGAAGAAGAGGCAAAAGAGGAUCUAAUUCAAGAGAUGAGGAAGGUCGAAGAGGCACAAGAGGUUAGGGUUCAAGCUAUGACGAAUUUAAAAGAGGCAGAAGAAUGGGCAGAAGUGACAAAAGGUGUUCUGGCUCGAGAGAUGUGCAGGUUGGAAGAGGUAGAAAAAGAGGCUCAGGAUCUAGCUAGGAAGGCCGUACAGGCAGAAGAGGCUCUAGCUCGAGGGACCCUAGAGGCCCGGGCUCAAGUUAGGAGGAAGUCCAUAGAGGCAGAAGAGGCUCGGGCUCAAGUUAUGCGGAAGUCCAAAGAGGCAGAAGAGGCUCGAGCUCGAGCUAGGAGGAAGUCCAAAGAGGCAGAAGAGGCUUGGCAUUCAAUGAUUUCAAGUGCGAAAGCCUAG